Lachnellula hyalina is the source of this 1740-nucleotide messenger RNA. RefSeq names its product Succinyl-CoA:3-ketoacid coenzyme A transferase, mitochondrial. The transcript has 7 exons. The record is from RefSeq and is a predicted model, not a curated record. Lineage: Eukaryota; Fungi; Ascomycota; Leotiomycetes; Helotiales; Lachnaceae. The coding region runs from base 1 to 1740 and encodes 579 amino acids. Gene Ontology annotation, molecular function: succinyl-CoA:3-oxo-acid CoA-transferase activity. Gene Ontology annotation, biological process: ketone body catabolic process.
AUGGCAACAAGAAGAAUAACCCCCAUCUACUUAGCAAGAACCUCAAUACUAUCUCCACUACCCCGCGCUCGACAGGGGCCCCUCACGUGCACCUCCCCACUACAUCAUCACGCACGCCAGCUACGAACCACGGCUGUUUGCGCUGGCUACGACCAGAAAGCAAAUGUAGGCGCAAAGCGCGAUGCGGCGCCGGACAUAGCCAGGGGGGCUUCGAAGGUGUUUAGGGAUGCAGAUGCAGCUGUAGCAGAUAUCCAAAACGGCAGCACGAUUCUCAGUGCUGGAUUCGGACUAUGUGGCACUGCUGAAACCAUCAUAGCAGCUCUCUCUAAACGAGGGAAGAGUGGACUUCACUCUCUCACUGCCGUUUCAAAUAACGCGGGCACGACAGCGGGCGGUGGACUCACCCCCCUCGUCAACUCCGGACAAAUCGAUCGCUUGAUCUUGAGUUUUCUAGGCGCGAAUAAGGGGUUGGAGAGCAAGUAUCUUGGGGGUGAGAUUGCUAUUGAGCUAUGUCCGCAGGGUACGAUUGCAGAGAGGAUACGUGCUGGUGGGGCGGGCAUUCCGGCGUUUUUCACGCCGACUGGGAUUAAUACGUUACUGCAAUCUGGAGAAAUCCCAGUGAGGAUGGGUCCGGUGGAUAAGGCGACGGGGAAAGCUACAGUUCUGGAGGCUGGAAAGCCGAGAGAGACGAGGAUUUUUGGGGGCAAGGUUUAUGGGAUGGAAGAGGCGAUUAAGGGCGAUGUGGCGAUUCUACGAGCGUGGAAGGUAGACGAGGCGGGGAAUUGCCAGUUCAGAUAUACCACCAAAGCAUUCGGCCAAAUCAUGGGCAAGGCAGCAACAGUCACCAUCGUCGAAGCGGAAAACAUAGUUCCAAUUGGAGAUAUCCAUCCGGAUAGUGUUCAUCUUCAAGGAAUCUAUGUAGAUCGUAUCGUUCCUGCGACGACAGAAAAGAUUAUCGAAAUAAUAAAGCUGAAGGAGAGUCGAGGUCAGCCAAGUGGUGAACAAUCGCCAUCUCAGGUGCGGCGAGAGAGGAUAGCAAAGCGGACUGCGAAGGAACUGAAACAUGGAUACUACGUGAAUCUUGGAGUUGGCAUUCCAACUUUAGCGCCUUCGUUCCUGUCUCCUGAGACGAAGGUCUGGAUUCAGUCCGAGAACGGACUAUUGGGAAUGGUGAGCCGAAAGCCCAGGUUCGCUUUGAGAGAAAAUGUGCUUACAGUUUCUGUUUCUGUUCAGGGACCAUAUCCGACCGAGGAAGAAGUCGAUGCAGAUGUCGUCAACGCCGGCAAAGAAACCGUCACGAUAGUCCCCGGCGGCUCAACCUUCGACAGCGCGGAAUCAUUCGCCAUGAUCCGCGGUGGGCACAUUGACGUCUCCGUCCUCGGCGCCCUCCAAGUAAGUGCCAACGGCGACCUCGCGAACUUCAUGAUCCCCGGCAAGGUUUUCAAAGGCAUGGGCGGCGCCAUGGACCUAGUCGGGAACCCAGACCAGACGAAAAUCGUCGUUGCCACGGACCAUGUGGCCAAAGAUGGUAGUUCGAAGAUCGUCGAGACUUGUGUGUUGCCGUUGACGGGGGCGAAGGUCGUUAGUACGAUUAUUACGGAUUUGUGCGUCUUUGAUGUCGAUAGGGUGAAGGGCGGCUUGACGCUCAUUGAGCUGGCGCCAGGUGUGGAUAUUGAAGAGGUUAGGAGGAAGACUGAUGCGAAGUUUGCGGUUGCGGAUGUUGUUGGAUCUAUGGAAUGA